Molecule: messenger RNA, 900 nt
Organism: Yamadazyma jaroonii
Lineage: Eukaryota; Fungi; Ascomycota; Pichiomycetes; Serinales; Debaryomycetaceae
Source: the annotation of a GenBank genome assembly
AUGGAUCUCGAAUUAAUAAAGAAGAAAUUACUAACCAUUCAUUCUUCAGGGAUAUUUGCAACGUUUGACUCCCAACAAGUACAUACAUGUUAUAACGAAUUGAAACAAUUACUUAUUAGUGAUGAUACCAUUCCUAUUGGAGAAUUAUAUAACUUAUUUGAACUUCACGUUUAUUUGUCUUUGAUAACAGGUCAUGAUGUGGAAGCUAAGAGUUAUAUAGAUAGAAUAGUGGAUCAAUUUGGUAGUGAUAAUUCCGAACGUAUAAAUUUAUUGAAAGCCAUAUAUUUUGAAGCCAUUGGAUCUAAAAAGGAAGCUGCUGGUAUCUUAUCAGGUAAAUCAAGUGAAUUGAAUUUAACAAGAAGGUUAGCAACUUUAAGUAGAUCAGCUAAAGAAAACACUGACUAUAUAAAGAAUUUGGUUUUAUACUUGGAUCUACAACCAAGUGAUUUAAUUGCAUGGGCUGAAUUAUCAGGACAAUAUGAAUCAAUUGGACAUUAUGACAAAGCUAUUUUUUGUUUAAAAGAAGUAUUGAUACAAGAACCAUUUGAUUUCCAUACUUUCUAUAAAGUAGGUUUGUUGAAUUAUUAUCUUUUCAUACAAAAAUAUGAAUUGGUUAAAAGUGACAAUACUUUAAAGAAAGAAAAAAUGAUUGAAUUAGUUAAAAUCCUUAUAGAUGCUAGAAAUAAUUAUUUAAGAACCAUUGAAAUUUGUAAAGAUCAUCCACAAAGUUGGUUAGGGAUAUACAUAUUAUGCAAUUUGAAAUUCAUAGGGAAAUUAAAACAUUCCAGCAGUGUGAUUGAUGAUUUUAUUAAAAGUAUUGAAAAAUUAAAACAUUUGAGUGAAAUCAAGGUAAGGGAAUUAACUGAUAUCAUCAUUGAUGAUAUUAAAAUAUCAGUAUAG